This is a messenger RNA of Rhinocladiella mackenziei CBS 650.93, 1719 nucleotides long. RefSeq lists its product as uncharacterized. Gene Ontology annotation, biological process: ergosterol biosynthetic process. The transcript is spliced from 3 exons. Gene Ontology annotation, cellular component: endoplasmic reticulum membrane. The record is from RefSeq and is a predicted model, not a curated record. The coding region runs from base 1 to 1719 and encodes 572 amino acids. Lineage: Eukaryota; Fungi; Ascomycota; Eurotiomycetes; Chaetothyriales; Herpotrichiellaceae. Gene Ontology annotation, molecular function: Delta24(24-1) sterol reductase activity.
AUGACAGUUACACGCACUCAGGCGGGCAAAACGCCCAAGAAAACAAUUCAUCCCGGCUAUGUCGAAACCCCCGGCACAUUUGGAAAGCCACGAUCGCGAAAAUCCAUGAUAGCGACCGAAGAUUCUGACGCUCAGGAUUCUUCAACCGGCCUUGAAGAUGAUAUCGUUCCGGUCAGGCGAGCUCCGAGAAGCAUUCGAAAAGCAUCUCGUCCUGUCGAAGAGAUAACUCCGGAAACAAUGCAUGGAUAUGCCAAUGGACACGUCAAACCAAAAGAGAAUGGAUACACGGACAAGGCAGGCAACGGGACUUCAGUCUCUUCGGAAAAAUUGGUAGACGGCUGGCGAAAAGGAAUGGACCCCAAGGUCGAUACAUCCGGCCACUUCGAGUUUGGAGGACCAUGGGGAGUCACGGCCAUGAUGAUCGGCUUUCCACUUCUGAUGUACUACAUGUGGAUUGGCGCGACAUACUACGACGGAAAAUUCCCGACACCCAGAGAAGGGGAGACUCUGCAGGAAUUCUUCCAAGGCCUGUUUCGCAUGGCCUACUACGGCGCAUGGCCAUCAGCCAAAGCCUGGGCUAUGUACUGGACCUUCUUCAUCUUUGAGGGUGCUUGCUAUUGUUUGAUGCCGGGGAUUUGGACCAAAGGCAAGCCUCUACCCCACGAAAAUGGACUUCGGCUGGAUUACUACUGCUCUGGUGUGUGGUCGUGGUGGACUACCAUCAUGGUGGCACUCGGCCUCCACUUCUCCGGGCUCUUCAAAUUGUACCAGAUCAUCGAUGAAUUCGGUCCCCUCAUGUCCGUGGCAAUCAUUUCCGGCUUCAUGGUUUCCAUCGUGGCCUAUACCUCCGCCGUCUAUCGGGGCAAGCAGCAUCGCAUGACGGGUUCUCUCCCGUAUGAUUUCUUCAUGGGUGCGGAGCUCAAUCCACGCAUGUUUGGCAUCCUCGACUUCAAGAUGUUCUUCGAGGUCAGACUACCCUGGUACAUUCUGUUUCUGAUAACAUUGGGAACUGCCGCUCGACAACAUGAGCUACACGGGUACGUGUCUGGAGAAGUCGGAUUUCUCCUCAUGGCACAUUUCUUGUAUGCAAAUGCCUGCAGCAAGGGUGAAGAGUGUAUUGUCCCCACCUGGGACAUGUAUUAUGAGAAAUGGGGGUUCAUGCUCAUUUUCUGGAACCUUGCCGGUGUGCCCCUGACCUAUUGCCAUUGCACGGUUUACCUGGCAAACCACGCGCCGAGCACGUACGUUUGGAACAAAUAUGCCCUCGCUGUUUUGUACGUGGUAUAUUUGUUGGUCUACUGGGUGUGGGAUACCGCAAACAGCCAGAAGAAUCGCUUCCGAGCACAAGAGUUGGGAGAGGCCACCACUCGCAAGGCGUUUCCACAGCUGCCAUGGCAAACAGUUGAGAAUCCAAAAGUCAUUAGAUCAGAAGAUGGCGGCACUCUUCUUGCGGAUGGGUGGUAUGGCUACGCGCGAAAGAUCCAUUAUACCUGCGAUCUCUUCUUUGCCCUGUCUUGGGGGGCAGUGACAGGCCUGUCAUCACCCUUCCCAUGGUUUUACCCGGUCUUCUUCAGUGCCAUGAUCAUCCAUCGGGCCAUUCGAGACAUAGAACAUUGUCGAAAGAAGUACGGCCGGGCAUGGGAGGAGUAUGAGAGACAAGUGCCUUACCUAUUCGUCCCUGUAAGCGUCUAUCUUAUUGCAGUUGAGCCCGGGUACUGA